Molecule: messenger RNA, 1772 nt
Organism: Myotis myotis
Lineage: Eukaryota; Metazoa; Chordata; Mammalia; Chiroptera; Vespertilionidae
Gene: FCRLA
Product: Fc receptor like A
Exons: 6
Coding region: 156-1232 (358 amino acids)
Biological process (GO): cell surface receptor signaling pathway
Molecular function (GO): transmembrane signaling receptor activity
Source: RefSeq, a predicted model, not a curated record
AGCCCUCCACGCAGAUGACCUGGCACCUGAAGGAUGGAAGCCAAUCAGAGUUGAAGAGGAGACAAGACAGUUAGACUUGCUUCCUCUUUUCUAAUUUGAGAGGUUUCAUGUUGAAAGUCGGGGUGUGAGGCUGCGGAGACCUUCACACAGUCACUAUGAAGCCGGGCUGCUUCUCGCCUCCUGUGCUCUGGGCAGCCCAGGUGCUGCUGGCAGCUGGCUGUCAUGCGGCCGCCAGUUCUGAGAGCCUGCAGUGCGAGGGCCCCGUCAGCACCUGGGACAGCGGCUGCCGCCCCGGGGAUGACGUGGGCUCCGGGGAAGUGGACUACCUGGCCAGAGGCUACACGUUCAGCCGACCCAUCCGCCUGGUCGUGUCCUACGACUGGCUGGUCCUCCAAGGCCCAGCUGCUCCCAUCUUCGAAGGGGACCCUCUGGUUCUGCGCUGCCAGGCCUGGCGAGGCUGGCCCCUGGCCCAGGUCACCUUCUACCGAGAUGGCUCUGCUCUGGGUGCCCCCGGACCUAACAGGGAAUUCUCGAUCGCCGUGGCUCAAGAGGUGGACAGCGGGCAUUACCACUGCAGCGCCAUCUUCCAGAGCCCUGGUCCUGGGAGCCCGGAAACGGCAUCCUCCGUGGCGGUCACCGUCCAAGAACUGUUUCCCGCUCCGGUGCUCAGAGCCAUGCCCUCGCCAGAGCCCCAGGAGGGCAGUGCGGUGACCUUGAGCUGCCAGACAAAGCUGCCCCUGCAGAGGUCGGCCACCCGCCUCCUCUUCUCCUUCCACAAGGGGGGCCGGGCCGUGCGCGGCCGGGGCCUGUCCCCAGAGCUGCAGGUCCCCGCGGCCGCACAGGCCCACUCGGGGUCCUACUGGUGCGAGGCCGCCACCGAGGACAACCACGUGUGGAAAAGGAGCCCCCGGCUGGAGAUCAGGGUGCAGGGUCCCUCGAGCUCUGGUGCACCACCUACCUUGAACCCCGCUCCUCCGAAAUCCGCAGCUCCAGGAAUGCCUGCUGCGGAGCCACGCAGGCCUCUGUCUCCGCCACCCAGCCCUUCCUCAGGGGGCCCAGCGCCCCCCUCUCCUCUGCAGGCCUCCGACCCCCACCUGCACCACCGGAUAGGCCUUCUCCUCAGACAGAUGCAGGAUGUGCGCGUGCUUCUCGGCCACCUGGUCAUGGAGCUGAGGGACUUGUCUGGCCACCUGAAGCUGGAGACGAGGAAGGGUACUGCCAAGCAGGUGUGAGCAGUUCACCUGCAGUGUUGCUCAGCACCCCAAUAAACUGAGCUCUCCCCAUCGCCUUCCUUCUGUCCUGCACAUGCGCACAGAGACUUCUCCAGGUUUCUAGUCUUGUUAGAGUCGGAGGCAGGCGCUUCCGUAACUGCACCAAGGGGAGCUGUGCACCCCUCUCAACCUGGCCGCGGAUCCUCUCCAGCCCACCAGGCGCCUCCUGCUGCCCAGCAGAGCCCGGGGUGAGAGAGCAAGCAGGCGGGUUGGGUGGCAGUCUUGGCGGGACCACCCCACCUGCCCAGGGGACACUUGGGUUGCCAGUUUGGGGGGUGCUACUGUUGUCUAGUAAGUAGAACACAGGGGUGCUGCUAACAGCCUGUAACACAGAGCAGCCCCCACAGAGCGUUCUCUGAACGUCAAUAGUGAGGAAGGAAACCCAGCCACAGGGAUGCGUGGUGUCCGAGGGGGAGCUUUGCCUCUUCGACUCACUCCCCCACUUGGCCUCACUCAGCGAAUAUCAGUCGGUUAGACGCCGGCCUUUGUGGCCUCUCCUCC